AUGAAAUGGAAUCAAAUGAAUGAAUUAGAUAAAUCGAAGGAAGAAAAGAAAAAAAAAAGGUAAAAGAAAAGGAAAAUAAAUAAAUAAAUAGAUAAAUCAAAUAAAAUAAACUAAAAUGAUUAUUUCAACGAAGUGUAGUGCGCCAGAAUACUUAUACCACGAUCAUAGAAUUGGUAUACACCCAUCGCGAAGAACAGUUUUGAAUGAUAUUUCAAAUUCAAUAAAUAAAAUUCACGAUAGUAAUAAUGAGGAGGCCAACAAAUGCAAUUUUGACGUAUUAGAAUCGGGUCAUUCGUUGAAAGCUAAUUUUAAAUAAAUAACAUUAGUCAUUUUUCUCAUUUCUCUUUCUCACCAUCCGAGAGAGAGGGAGUAAAAAAUUUACAACACAUUCCAUCACCCGUAGCAAGUAUUAUACCAUAGAUAUAUUGACAUGGUGGACGAAUCGAAAAGGCUGGAGAAACAAAUUACAAUGAAGAGAAUAAACAAUGGCCAUAGUUCAGCGGGAUCGUAUAUCAUGAUGGAAAAUAAAAGUAAAAAAAAAUUCUACCCCUAAUAAUUACCGAAGUUGUAAAACAAGUAGGAGGAAAAAACGAACGAACGAACGAACGAAAAAAGAAAAAGGAAAACAAUAAUCAAACGCGAAAAGUCCAUAUUGACUAUUCAAUAAAAAAAAAUAUAUAUAUACAUAUACAUCAUAUAUUAUAUAUAUCUUUAACUAAUAAUAUUUGACAAACCUAUGCGCAUCGAGAUGUAGAGGGGCCCAAAUACGGGGCCCCCCCAGCGUGCGGUGCCCAAAUUUUGAUUAUUCGUUAUAAAAUAACAAUUAUAUUAUCAAAUAUACCAUCGUCUAAUUGACAGAGAAAAAAUAUUCAUAAAAUAAAUAACAAGAAAAAAAUAACCGAACGAGGUUCUAGGCCAUCGUAUAGUUAAAUAUACAUAUAUAUCAAUUAUAAGGAAAACCUGUCUUUCAUAUAAACCCUGAUCCCCGGAUCAAGGGUGCCAAAUUCAGAAUAUUAAUAGUAACGAUAUUAAUACUAAUAAUAAUAAUAAUAAUAAUAAUAAUAAUAAUAUAAUAAUAAUAUGAAUAAAGUAUACAUAAUAAAAAAAAAAUAUUUAGGAUCCAAAUCAAGUGAUCGUUGAUAUGCGAUUUGCCUUAGUAUUUGUUUGUGGUUAGGGGAGGAAAACUAAACUUUAAACGAGAGUUAUGAAACAUAUUAUAAUUAAUUGAUUGGAUAAUUCUCUCGAUUAAACAGAACAAAAAAAAAAAAAAAAAAAUAGAAGAAAAAGGAAAAGGAAAUAAAGUAAAGCAAAAGUAAACCUAUGUCUGCAGUGCGUUGGUUGACGUAUUGCAAUAGACGUGGGGUGUCUUGAAAUCAACGUUUGUUAAAAGCAAAAUUCAAUAAAAAAAAAAACCCAAAAAUAAUAACAAAAUUAAUAAAAUAAAAUAAAAUUACUUUUAAAUAAAGUUUACAUUAAAUACUAAUAUGUCCGUUCUAAUAAAAUCAAAAUCGAGCUGAUAUUAUAUCGUAGAUAAAAUAAAUACAUGUAAUUAUAAAAAAUAACAAACUAAAAUAAAAACAGAAAAAAAUUAUUCUAUCCAUGUAUAAUAGUGCAGUAAUAAAUUAUACAUAUAUUAUAUCUUUGCAUAACAGAGUAAAGCUCCGAUUAUUAUCAAUCCAUCUGGUGACAAGAUAAAUAAAGAGAAAUAAGGAAGGAAAAGAAACGAAGAAAAUAAUUCGUAUUUUAUGAUUAUUGUUAUUAUUAUUAUUAUUAUUAUUGCUGUUGUUGUACUAUACCUAUGAAAACCGCUGCACAAAUGAUCGCACAACAUUGAUACACGUUUGCGUUAAAAAUGAUUUGAAAGGGGGGAAAAACGAGAAAAACAAAAAAAAAAAAAAAAAAGUAAAUCAAAAUUUAUACACAUAAAUUAAAAAAUGUUCGCAACAAUUCGAGUGAGAUAAUCGUUUUGAAAAACGACAAAACCGCGACGAUGACGAGAUGAAAAAAGAUAAGAGACGUGACGUUGUAAUUUUAUUCGUAAAUGAUCUACCGUAUACAUAUAUAUGUGUAUAAAUAUAAAAAUCUAGUAAAUUUGAAUAACAAAAAAAAUUAAAAGAUGGUGGACCUGGGUGGAUACAUCAUCAUACUGAUGAAUCACAAUGGAAAAGUCAAGUUGUACGGAUCGCCUGCCGAUAAUGCGGAUAGCUUAGAGGUCGGUGAUGAGAUUUUAGAAGUGAAUGGACGGACCUUGGAAAACGCUACGCACUCAGAAGUCAUCCAACAUAUUCAUCAGUGCAUCAAAUCGCGAACGAUAUGUUUGAGGGUCCGGAGAAGAAGUGGAAACAAAAUGGAAGAGUUGGAUGGACCAAACGCCGGGCGUAUCAGAGAUGCUUGGGUCAUCGCAGUGGAAAGAGGAGCGAGAGAAAGAUUGCAGAGACUGACAGCUUUGAGGAGAAUCCAACCGCGAGAUAUACAAGCCAUUCUUCACCAAAAGGAUGAGAAUACGGACGGAGGAGCGUCUUCGAGCACGAUAACAACCAGGGCUGAAGUAGCGACCAACCAAAUUACCGUGACGGUGAAGGACAGAGAUCGUGGGGCGAGUGAAUUUCCGGUGAAAUUGAGCAACGGGACCGUGCCAAAAGUGUCUAAUAAAGUUCAACAGGGAUCGGUGACUUUGAAUAAAUCUGGUAAUAAUGACAACAAGGACGAAAUAUCUGGUACGGCGGUCGCGCAACAGCAGGGCGUUUUGAAGGACAAGAAGGAUACUCUGGAAAAGCAACAGAGUUGCCCCGAAGAAUCUAACAAUCUUCUUGUUCAGCCGCAAGCUAAUAAUCAGGGCAACAGAGGAAUCGGUGAAAGAAGGGCCAGUAGUCCAUUUCAAAAUGGCCGUACCGAAGUCCUGAUAGGAGACGCCGAAGGAGGACCAAGAUCUCCCAGAGGAUCGACAUCUUCGGCUGCCAAUGACAAUAACAUAUUGAACCCGACCCUAGCUGAGUCCGACAAUCCAGAACCAAUUUGUAGGUCUCGCAGACAAGGCAGUGGCGUAGCGGAAAUCCACCUGCAACAGGAAAAUAACAACGGGUCACGGGAGGUCAAGGAGGGGGUUGGGCCCGUAGAGGGGCCCGAUGAAAUGUGGGCCCCAACAGCCCUCGGGCAUCACCGGGAACUUCCCGUAGACGUUCCCGACACCCUCCUCCAGCAGGCCUACCCCAACGCAACAAAGGUAAAAGUAGAUACCGAGUCACCCCGCGCUCGGAAAAUCGUCCAUUCCCGUAGCGCUAGCGAUCUUCGCGAAUUGCAGGCCGAUAACUGCGCUGAUUUAACCCCCUUUAACAACGUUCUAACACUCGAUAAAAAUCAUACAUUAAAUUUUAACAAUAACACAAAACCCGAGAGAAUUUGCAACGGAAACGGCGGAGAGGAGGACGGUAGGGAAACGGAGGUAGAUAUCGCCGACCAAACGGACGGCGAGGCUCCUCGGAGGAUCGAUCCGCCCUUCCCGAAGACGGUGGAGGUCGAAAUUCAGCCGAGGAAUCAGAAGGAAUCGAACGUAGACGCCGAGGACGACUAUCCCUUCGCCAAAGAGGAUUAUCCGACGAUGUUGAAAACUUGCAGCGACGAUUCCGCCAGCCCUCGAAGCUCGUCGGGCAGGUCGGACAGUACAGCCCCGCUGGACGGAAGCCUCGAAGUAAAUUUGGACGCGAGUUUGGUGAUCGGGCAUCGCAUCAACGGUGGCGAAAAAGAUUCCACCUCGCUGUACGACGCGCGACGCAUCGACCUCGGAUCGCCCUGCAGGACGAUGAUGAUGUCGGACAUAAAAGUAACGCCUUUGUUCAAUCGUGGUAGGGUUUCGACGUCCUUCGACAAUCCGGCCUACGGUUUGGUCGGCCUUCAGGACAUUCAGGGGCUGUUGAUAAGGUCCGACGAAGUGUCGGAUCUCACCAGAUUGAUAGACGACGCUCUGGUCACCGGAAAGUGCAACAAGGAUCAAGCCGCUCCCAACGCCGCGAAACUGAGGAGGAGCGCGAAGAAUCAGAAGAAUUCGCAUCAAGCGAGGACGAUAGCGGUCGGUUCCAGGGUCGAUGCGGAAGUCGAGGAGUUGAGCCGGGCCGGAUCUACCGAUGAUUUGAUAGACGGCGAGACGCCGGCGACGAUCGCUUCGAGGAUGAAGAACAAAAAGAAGAAGCUGUCGUCCAGCGGAUACUCGACCCUCAGGAGCGAGGGCUCCACGGACUUCGACGCCUCUUCGUUCGUCGUGGAGAACGACAAGAGCUUCAGGGAAAUGGCGGUCGACUGUCCGACCGAUUUUAUACCGAUCGCUAAAUCACAUCCGGUUUAUCCGCCGCCGGGCAAACCGGCGGGCAACGGGAAAUCGGGCGUCCCGGACAAUCAGAAGAGAAAGGAAAAGGCGAUAGAAAAGUUAAACGUUGCAGAUUCUAAACCCUGUGAUGUAAAUCCUAACAACGUGAAUUUUCACGUCGACGUAAACAACCAGUCACGAGAAUCAAAACCGAACACGAACGAUAUUAAAACCGUCGAAUCAAUUAACAACAAUCGCAGUACGCUACUUCCAACCGAUAAAGCUAGCGAUAGCGUAAUCGUAGAGAUCGUUGAUCAUAAAGAUUUGAAGGCCGGACUGAACGGAGUUAAGCCUGCCAUACCACCUAGAGAUCAAAAACGAGCCCCAGCCAGACCUCCCAAGGACAACAGAUUGUCGCAGAACAACAAUGUCGAACAAACCGAACCAACGCAACAACAGCUUCAUUCCAUAAGGAAAUAUCAGGAACAACUUAGAAAACGGAAAGACGAGGAAGAAAAACAAGAAUGUUUGAACCGGUCACUUAGAGGAUCCCGGAAACUCCACGCUUUAGAAAGUCAUUCGACAAACCUUUCCGGGCAAGAAAAUCCAGCCUAUGCUCAAGACGAAUUUGUUAAUAGAUCAAACUCAAUAGCGAGCAAACCAACGAAUUCCUUAACUUCGCAGGAAAUUGAAGAACCUCCGAGACCGCUCACUUACGGAGAAGUUGUAGCGACCUUGGAAAGGUUACAACUGCAGCUCAAAAACGUUGCGGGAGCUUUAGGCGUGCCUUCUCCUGGAGUAGAAGCAAAACUAGAAGCAGUCAGAACACUUUUGGUACAAAGACGUUUUGCAACUGCUCUCGCCACGCACCAUGCCCUACGAAAUUGUCUGAGGGAAAGCGGGAAAAUUAUUAAACCUCUACAUCAUACCGAAGAUGCAGCUAAUCUUGCUCGAGAUUGCGUUGAGGUACUCGAACAAUGGCAGACAUCGACGAAGGGUGGUGGAAAUAGCGGAGAUGGUAUGGGUUCAAUCGUUGAAGAACUCACCAGUUUAUUAACAAGUUACGAGAUAGAGGGUCUUCUCCUGGCCCAUGAUUCAGUUAGUUCCUACGUCGACGGUCUUCAACGCCGACAAAGUCCGUCCUCGUCCUUGCCAAGCGGACCACCAAGUCCUAAUUCUAGCACACACGGUUCUAGAGUAGCUGAGAAUAUUAAAAUCAUUAGGAUUGAAAAAACUAAUGAGCCACUCGGUGCUACUGUUCGAAACGAAGGAGACGCAGUCAUUAUAGGUCGAGUGGUUCGAGGAGGAGCAGCAGACAAAUCGGGUCUCUUACACGAAGGUGACGAAGUUCUAGAAGUCAACGGAGUUGAAAUGCGGGGUAAAAGCGUAAACGAGGUCUGCGAUAUCCUUGCCGGUAUGCAAGGAGGCCUAACGUUCCUUGUGUUGCCCGCUCCGGUUGACCACAGAAAUACAAUCAGCACCAAUGUACGAGAAGACAACACUUUGAUCCAACAUGUACGAGCCCAUUUUGAUUACGACCCUGAAGAAGAUCCUUACAUACCUUGCCGAGAGCUGGGAGUCAGCUUUCAGAAAGGAGAUGUUCUGCAUGUAAUUUCUCAGGAAGAUCCUAGCUGGUGGCAAGCGUACCGAGAGGGAGAAGAGGACCAGACCUUGGCCGGUCUUAUUCCUAGCAAGAGUUUCCAACACCAGCGCGAGUCUAUGAAGCAAACGAUAGCUGGAGACAAAUCAGCUGGACGUGGUUCAAAAAAAUCGAGUACAUUACUUUGUGCAAGGAAAAAUCCUAAAAAGAAAAAGAGAAGCAAGUCUGGUUCAAAUUUCAACGACGACGGUUAUCCCCUCUAUGCUACAACAGCUAUUGAUGAUUAUGACAGCGAAGAGGUACUCACCUAUGAAGAAGUUGCCCUUUACUACCCACGAGCUAAUCACAAAAGGCCGAUAGUAUUAAUUGGCCCACCCAACAUUGGAAGGCAUGAAUUAAGGCAAAGAUUGAUGCAGGAUAGCGAAAGAUUUGCAGCAGCAAUUCCUCAUACAAGCAGGCCGAGGAAAGAUUCUGAAGUAGAUGGACAAGACUAUCAUUUCAUAUCACGUUCCCAGUUUGAAUCGGAUAUACUCUGCAGAAGAUUUGUGGAGCAUGGAGAAUAUGAAAAGGCUUAUUAUGGCACGUCAGUGGAAGCUAUACGCUCAGUGGUGAACUCUGGUAAAAUUUGUGUACUUAAUUUGCAUCCGCAGAGUUUAAAGAUUCUUAGAAGCUCUGAUCUUAAACCAUACGUCGUAUUUGUGGCACCGCCAAGUCUCGAAAAGUUGAGACAAAAGAGGAUUAAAAACAAUGAAAACUUCAAAGAAGAAGAAUUAAAAGAUAUCAUCGAAAAGGCCAGAGAAAUGGAGGAUAAAUAUGGUCACUUAUUCGACAUGAUUAUCAUCAAUAAUGAUACCGAUCGGGCGUAUAAUCAGUUGCUCACAGAAAUUAAUUCUCUGGAAAGAGAGCCUCAAUGGGUUCCUGCCUCUUGGCUCCAAUGAGAGCAAAAUAAAAAACAAGCGAUUAAAUCUUGGUACACAUUCCCUCUUAGAAGCUUCUCAAACGAAUGUUGACACAUUUGAAACAAUAGUUGAUACUUCUUAUCGAUUCUAAAAUAGUCAAAAUGAGAUCUUAACCAUCUAGAUUGAUCGUACCUUGAGCUAUCCUUCGAUUUUUAUUCAUGGCCAAAUUACCAAGUUGAGCUUGCCUUGACUUCUUUCGUCAAAGAUCGUUGUCUCAAACCUGUAAACAUUGUUCACUAUUUUUGUUACUAUUCUCAUUCAUGAGAUAUUUUUUACAUAGAAUUCUGUAAUUUAACUUUAUGAUAUAAGCAGAUAUUUUGUAAUUACUUAAUCAUUUGGUAAUUUGAUUAUUAAUUGUCGAAGAAAAAAGAUAAUGAAGAAAAAAACGGAAAUUGAGAACAAAACAAUGCAAAGUAAUCGUGAUGCUAAUGAGUGUGUUAAAUUACAUAAACAGAAGCGUCUAUCAGGGAAAUUUAGAAUCUCGAUAAAAAAAAUAUCACAACACACAUAAUUUUAUCGCAUCUAGUAAAAAUCGAAAUUAAAACAACACAGUUAUUGAUAUUUCACCGUAUAUUAGACUGUCUUUUAUCUGUAUAGAAAUUUUAUUCCCAACAUGUAAACUUGUUACGUAAUAGGCAUGUAAUAGAUGAUCGAUUGAAAUUUUCAAGCUUGUGUCAAGUUCUAAAAUUGUGCCAACUGUUAAAAUAGGCAGGUUGAAGAAAAAAAAAACCGAUCAUAAACACGAAUGUGCCAAAAUUGAAUUGGAUAUAAUUCAUGGAGUUUUAAAUUAAAAAGAUGCGCUCAAAGGCACUGUAGGACUCGUCGUUAAUUAUAAUUAUGUAAAUACUUGUGCAAUUGACAAUUGUAUAGAGAAAUAUAGAUAUAUUAUCCCAUACCUCCGCGCUAAACAAGAGUAUACCAUCUUCCCUCCAAUGCUCAUACUUUAUUUAACAUCAAAUGUAUUCAUAAAUUUGUUGUACGUUUGUUGUUAUUAUCAUGAAUUAUAUUAGCUGAGCCGUCAAAUUUUCACUGAACUUUCUUUGCUAAUCGAGUAUUGUCAAAGGUAUGAGAAAGUUUGCAAUUUUAAAUUGUUUCAAAUCAAGGUUCUCUUUGAUAGCAAGGUGGUAAUAACGCUGCUAAGAUUCUAUCAAUAGUCAAUAUUACAUCGAAAAUUAUUUCUCGAUCGAACGAAUAGAUUAUCGAUACAAAUUAUUGACAGCUGAUAGAAACUUGGCGAUUAAGUAGAUUAUCGAUAAUGCUAAAGUGUGUAUAUUGAUAUUGGUUUCAGAUGUAAAAUAAACAUAUAAGCGUUCAAGCGUAUAUAAAUAAGAGAAUAAAUAAUAUAAUUAGCAAUAAUGUUGAUAAGUAAAAUAAAUUCAAGCAUUCGAAAUACGUGCGAACAUUCUAAAAAGAAACUCUUCCGAACGUUAACUAUAUUAUAAUAUAUUACGUUAAAUUAUAUUAACAUAAAGGAUGAUAAUUCCAACAAGUAUGUGAAUUCAGAGAUCAUAUUUCAAAGGUAUCGUCAGACUCUUGUGGGUAACGCAAUCACCUACGGAACUUGCAUUGUAAAUAUGAUCUUUCGUUCAAUCAUUGGAAAACGAAUACUUGCCCAAAGGCAGCUACUUAUACAUGCUCUUCAAUGUCUUUCAUUUAAGGAGGAAAUAUUGAGAAAGAGUACGAGUUGAAAUUUAAUUUUCCAGAAUUAUUGACCGAGAACCUGUCGUGAUUAUACUGUGAAAUGUGCGUUAAGUUGUAGAGAGAAUCUUGUAAAAAUUGUAACAUUUAAAAAAGUCAAGAGAAAUAUCGCCAUGUGCGGUUAUUACGCCGCCAUUCGUGCGACAUUCAUUCUGUUACAUGUUAUGUUAAAUAAAGGUUAUUAUAACAUUUCAAAAGUCAA
This is a messenger RNA of Athalia rosae (coleseed sawfly), 8759 nucleotides long. RefSeq names its product protein PALS1. The record is from RefSeq and is a predicted model, not a curated record. Gene Ontology annotation, molecular function: protein binding. The coding region runs from base 2117 to 6838 and encodes 1573 amino acids. Gene Ontology annotation, biological process: establishment or maintenance of polarity of embryonic epithelium; establishment or maintenance of epithelial cell apical/basal polarity; generation of neurons. Gene Ontology annotation, cellular component: adherens junction; plasma membrane. NCBI's taxonomy places the organism in Eukaryota, Metazoa, Arthropoda, Insecta, Hymenoptera, Athaliidae. The transcript has 17 exons.